This is a messenger RNA of Folsomia candida, 1188 nucleotides long. RefSeq names its product protein ANTAGONIST OF LIKE HETEROCHROMATIN PROTEIN 1. The transcript has 4 exons. Bases 1 to 1188 code for a protein of 395 amino acids. Lineage: Eukaryota; Metazoa; Arthropoda; Collembola; Entomobryomorpha; Isotomidae. The record is from RefSeq and is a predicted model, not a curated record.
AUGUCGCAAAAGUCCGCUAAAACACACCUUAUCGAGGCCCUUGCUUGCAACGCAAUCCUGGCGAUGGAAACUGAAGAAGAGGAAAUUGACGACAUUAUUGAAAACUUUGAGAACGAUUUAAGUGCAGUGUUGUGCAUUCGAUAUGCGACUUCUCGAACCAUUAAAACUCCAAAAUCUAAAGAGUGGAUUUUUAGUGUCUUGCCAAAUUAUGCCGAAAGAGAGUUCAAGGAAAAUUUAAGAGUGUCAAGGACAGACUUUGGUAGAAUAUUAAACAUAAUUUCUCCCUACGAAGGAUUUUCAAACAUCGGACCAGGGAAACAAUUUCCAAUUGCAAUCCAAUUAGCCGUCGCACUAUUUCGAUUCGGGGUGAACGGUACUGGGGCGUCUUAUUCGAAACUGGCUCAAAAAUUUGGAAUUGGUAAUGGAACAGUUGAUGCUAUCACCAAGAGAGUAAUAAAGGCUAUCGUAUCAGUUGAAAAAGAAUGGAUUUACUGGCCUGAUGAAACUGAACGCGAGAAAUUGGCUGAAUUAUGCCCCCAGCUUCCAGGCUGUAUCGGAAUUGUUGACGGCUCCCACAUUAAUUUAGAGGAAGCUCCCAUCAACGAUCCCCAGUCUUAUUUUUCACGUAAAAUGAGAUAUUCCAUUCACCUACAAGGGAUUUGUGACGCAGAGUUGCGAUUGAGACAUAUUUUAGUUGGAUACCCAGGAUCAGUACACGAUGCGCGAGUGUUUGCAAAUUGUGAUAUUGCGAAACACCCUGAAAAUUAUUUUAACCUAGGGCAAUGGAUAGCCGGCGAUUCAGCCUACAAACUUCAGCCGUACUUGAUUACCACGCUUCGGACUAAUGCAGUUAUUGGAACACAAAAAGAAAGAGAUAAGUUCAACAAAGUGUUUUGCAACUUCCGUGUCAAAAUUGAACAAGUGUAUGGGGGUCUAAAAGAAAUUUUCACGAGUCUGAAGGAGCUAAGGAUGCAAAUUAACUUUCAAGAUGGCCAUCAAUAUGCUGUACAAUGGAUUACAGCUUGUUGCGUGCUAUACAACAUCAUUUUGGAGUCUCUUGACGAAUAUCCGGUCACAGACGAAAUGCUAGGUGAUGAGAAUGAUCAGGUCAAUCCCCGAAAUGGGAACCUCCGACCGUCAGCUAUUGAAAAACGGGAUGAAAUAUUUAAUUAUGUUCAGAGCCGAUAA